Messenger RNA from Gastrolobium bilobum, 2491 nucleotides. RefSeq lists its product as uncharacterized. NCBI's taxonomy places the organism in Eukaryota, Viridiplantae, Streptophyta, Magnoliopsida, Fabales, Fabaceae. The transcript has 7 exons. Gene Ontology annotation, cellular component: nucleus. The record is from RefSeq and is a predicted model, not a curated record. Gene Ontology annotation, biological process: box C/D snoRNP assembly. The coding region runs from base 460 to 2385 and encodes 641 amino acids. Gene Ontology annotation, molecular function: RNA binding.
CUCAUGUAGUGUCAAUUGAGGAACAUAAAACCAGAGCAAGUUUAUUCCCGAUGCCGCUCAAGCAUACGUUGUAGCUUCAAUAUCAAACGGGGUUUGGCCAAAAACUCGAUUUUUCUUGGUAAAGUUUCCAUCUUUCUCUCCCGUUCACAAUUUCCCAACUCAAAAUCUUGUUCCACAUUGUACUGGCGAGGUUGUGAACAGCAACUAAGAUUUUGUUUUUUUCGUUUUUUGUUUCCCUCUCUGCAAUUUCAAACACUUUGAAUUCAAGAGUUAUUGAGUAUCUAUCUGUUUAUGUCAUGUCUCCCUUGCAAAACAAUGGUUUAAUGUGUUCUUCAGUUACUGUUCACUUAAUGUCUCAUGUUACCCUCCUUCAAAACUGAGCCUAGUUAUUGAGUUCUUUAGUUAUUGAGUUUACACUUUGGAUUCAAGAUUUUUUCUUGAUUUUUGUGUGUUCACAUCAUGUCUAAUAAUAACUCCUCCAAGACCCAACCCAAUUUCUUGAAUGCUCCUAACCAUCAGCAUACCUUGCAAAACAAUGGUGUGGUCAUGCAAACACAGCCCCAAUUGGGUAAUCACCAAAACCAAAACCAAAACCAAAGCUUGAUUCCCCCCUUUAUGCUCAACAUGCAACCAUCUAUAAAUACACCUCCUCCUUUCAUGAAUGCUGCAAAUAAUCUCCUUCACUUGCAAAACAAUCAGCUACAUCUGCCUCAUAUGGGUUUAGCUGGUCCUCAACAUGGUCAAUCCCAUGUGGGGGGGUUAGGUCCUCAAAAUAGUGUAGGCAAUGCCAAUUACAAUCCAAUGUUUCCUGUUCAGGGACAAGUCAUGCAGAAUGCAGCUCAAAUCAAUUUGUCUCAACAAAUUUUAGCACAAAGUAUUCUGAAUAUGCUUCAGCAGCCUAAUAUGAAUAUGAAUAUACCAAAUGGCCAAUUUUGUAACCCAUAUGCUGUGCAAAAUAUGAAUCAACAGUUACCUAUGCAAAUGUCAAACCCUUCUCAUGUUGGUCCAUAUGGUAUGCAUCCUGGUUCCCAACCCAUGUUUGGGUUUCCAAACCAAGUGCCUCAGGCCAUGAUGGUCCCUCAAAAUCCAAUCUUUUCUGCAAAUCCCCAGAUGGGUCAUGUGCCUGGAAAUCAGGUCAGGCCACAGAAUGACCCGAAUGAGAAAAACCUUGUUCCACCAACUGCGAAUACAAAUGCCUUUGCAUCAUCACCUUUUUCAUCUCAGCAGUUACAAGGCAACAGUUCUGCAUCACUUAAUCCUAAUUCGGUUCGGCUACAUCAUACAAAUAACUCUCAACCUUCUGCAUUUAUGAAGUCACACACACAGGCAAAUCCUAAUAGCAACAUUAAAAAUAAUGUUCCAAACUCUAAUUGGAAAGGAUCACCAAGCAAAAACUUCAAAAAUAAACAAAAUCGAAGGGAGUUUCAAGGAGGUUCAAGUAAAUUCCAGAAGUCUAAAUUUCUUGAUAUCAACAACGGAAAGAGAAGAACUGGGUUCCCUAAAGAACAUAAGGGCAAAGGGCCCAACAAUGGGAGGGCAGGACAUGUUGGUUUAAAUUCUAAGGAACUUAAGCAGGAAACAAAAAGAUCCUUCUCUGUGACUUAUACUGAGCAAGAAAUCCAACAGUGGCGUGAAGCUAGGAGGAAGAAUCACCCUUCCAACAUUCAGAAGAAGCAGAGUGAACCUCUGAAAGACUCCAAGGUCAUUGAUAGGGAAGUCUUACAAAGAGAGCUGAGGGAGAUUUUAGCAAAACAAGCUGAGUUGGGAAUAGAAGUUGCUGAAAUACCAUCAUACUACCUGAAGGGUUCUGAGAAUCAAGGCCUUCAGAGUGAAGGGAAAAACACAUUUACUGACAAAAGGAAAUUCCAAAACAAGUUCAACAAGAAAUCAGACAGAAAAGGUCGGUUUGCCAAGAAACAGAAGUUUGCAGACAAAGAUUUUUCAGAAAGCCCUUCUUUAAACAAGAGGAAGCCAACUUUAUUGCAUAAACUCUUGAGUGCAGAUAUAAAGAGGGAUAAGAGCCACUUGUUUCAGGUUUUUAGGUUCAUGGUAAUGAAUUCUUUCUUCAAACAUUUUCCUGACAAACCACUGAUAUAUCCAUCAACUUUUGUGAAAGAAAUUGGAUCUGAAGGUGGUGAAGAAAGACAUUUGCACAUUGGAAAAGAUGUUGUUGAAAGUGUUAAAGAGAAAACAGUUCAAAAAAUUGUAAACCACGAUAAUGUUAUUGAAGAUGAAGAGUGUGAUGAUGAUGAUGAUGAUGAUGAGAAUGACUAUAUUGUUCAUAGUAAUCCGCAUAAAGAACCAUCUUCCUUCGUUAAAAGACAAUGUGAUAAUGGAGAAGGAAUUCAGGAAUCUGAUGAAGAGGAGGGGGAAAUUGUAGAAUAAAAUUCAAGGCUGCUCUGCUCUCUCUGUUCUUGCAACAAAGAUUUUGGAAUACCAAGAUUGUAAUAUUUUCUUUUAAAUCAUUUUAUUUCCCAUCAUUGUCUUACCA